CAAAAUAUCAACAAUGAUAAUAAUAGCCAACAAGAUUUGCAAAGUGAUAACCUGCAAAGUGAUGAUCUACAAGAUGACAAUAUACAAGAUGAUGAUGAUCUACAAGAUGAUAGUGAUCUACAAAAUAAAAACCUACAAGAUAAUAGGCCAAAUAUUAAUAUAUUAGCCAGACCUAGUUAUUUGAAUAUAGAAAAUACUGAAAUUAAUGAUGAAGAAGUUAGUGAUAAAGAUAAAAAUACUGAAAUUAAUGAAGAAGAAGUUAGUGAUAAAGAUAGUUAUAAAGAGGAAAAGAA
Dentiscutata heterogama is the source of this 293-nucleotide messenger RNA. NCBI's taxonomy places the organism in Eukaryota, Fungi, Glomeromycota, Glomeromycetes, Diversisporales, Gigasporaceae. The record is from the annotation of a GenBank genome assembly.